Messenger RNA from Daucus carota subsp. sativus, 2709 nucleotides. RefSeq names its product potassium transporter 4. The transcript has 9 exons. Gene Ontology annotation, cellular component: membrane. Gene Ontology annotation, molecular function: potassium ion transmembrane transporter activity. Gene Ontology annotation, biological process: potassium ion transmembrane transport. The record is from RefSeq and is a predicted model, not a curated record. Lineage: Eukaryota; Viridiplantae; Streptophyta; Magnoliopsida; Apiales; Apiaceae. Bases 123 to 2471 code for a protein of 782 amino acids.
AUAAUUGUAAAAGAAUAAUGAUAAUAUUAUCAUGAUAUUAUUUUACAUAGUAGUAUCUGAUGUAGAGAAGGUUGUUAUUUACCACUAUUGCUCACUCCAAUCCAGGUUGGUUGUCACCGCAGAUGCCGAUGGACACCACCGAGUCUCGUCAUCUCUCUCAGUUCACUAGGAUGAGCCUCUCCAGAAAUCUAAUAUUGGCGUACCAAAGCUUAGGUGUGGUUUAUGGUGACUUGAGCACAUCGCCUCUCUAUGUCUAUAAGAGUACGUUUGUUGGAAAGCUUAAUGAGCAUCAAAAUCCAGAUGCUAUAUUUGGUGCAUUCUCAUUGAUCUUUUGGACCCUUACAUUAAUUCCUUUGCUCAAGUAUGUCCUCAUUGUUUUGAGUGCUGAUGAUAACGGUGAAGGUGGGACUUUCGCUCUCUACUCUUUGCUUUGUAGACAUGCAAAAUUUAGUUUACUUCCGAACCAACAAGCAGCUGAUGAGGAGUUGACUGCGUACAAGUAUGGCCCUCCAGGCCAGAAUCCUUCCUCUUCUCCACUUAAGAGAUUUCUUGAAAAACAUAGGAAGUCACGUAUAGCGCUGCUUAUAGUGGUAUUGUUGGGGGCCUGCAUGGUUAUUGGUGAUGGCGUCCUCACUCCUGUAAUAUCUGUUCUAUCAUCAGUAUCAGGACUUGAAGCUGCCAACAGCAAUUUAACUCGAGGCCAAGUUCUUGUUAUAGCUUGUGUUGUACUGGUUGGCUUAUUUGCACUGCAGCACGUUGGUACCCAUAGGUUAGCCUUUGCGUUUGCACCGAUUGUUCUUAUAUGGUUAGUAUCAAUAUUUUCCAUUGGGUUAUACAACAUCAUACAUUGGAAUCCAAAGAUUGUUUCUGCAAUUUCUCCGCAUUAUAUCAUUACUUUCUUCAAAGAGACUGGUACAGAGGGGUGGAUAUCACUUGGAGGGAUUCUUCUUUCCAUAACAGGUACUGAAGCCAUGUUUGCUGAUCUUGGUCAUUUCACAGCCAUGUCAAUAAGGCUUGCUUUUAUAACUGUUGUAUACCCUUGCCUGAUUGUACAAUACAUGGGACAGGCGGCUUAUCUGUCUAAGAACGUAUCUUCUAUUUCAAACAGUUUUUAUGACUCCAUACCGGAUCCUAUAUUUUGGCCUGUCUUUAUCAUCGCAACUUUAGCAGCCAUUGUUGCCAGUCAGGCAAUCAUCACUGCUACCUUCUCUAUUGUUAAGCAAUGCCAUGCUCUUGGUUGCUUCCCUAGGAUCAAAGUUGUUCACACGUCAAAACAUAUAUUUGGGCAGAUUUAUAUUCCAGAAAUAAACUGGAUUCUCAUGAUUCUUACUCUAGCCGUAGCUGUCGGGUUCCAAGACACAACACUAAUAGGAAAUGCAUAUGGCCUUGCUUGCAUGACAGUUAUGUUUAUCACAACUUUUCUCAUGGCACUCGUCAUAAUUUUCGUUUGGCAAAGAAGCAUCGUUUUGGCUUCAGCCUUCCUUAUAUUCUUUUGGUUCAUUGAGGGUAUUUACUUGUCAGCUGCAUUCAUCAAAAUCCCUCAGGGAGGAUGGAUCUCUUUAUUGCUUUCAUGCAUCUUUCUAAUUGUUAUGUUUGUCUGGCACUACGGAACUCGCAGAAAGUACAACUUUGAUCUGCACAACAAAGUCUCUUUAAAAUGGCUUCUCGGUCUAGGUCCCAGCCUUGGUAUUGUCCGCGUUCCGGGAAUAGGACUUGUAUACUCAGAAUUGGCAACAGGAGUUCCUGCUAUCUUCUCACACUUUGUGACAAAUCUCCCUGCUUUUCACAAUGUUUUGGUUUUUGUUUGCGUAAAAUCUGUUCCAGUACCGUUUGUGUCACCCGAGGAACGAUUUCUCAUUGGCCGCAUCUGUCCAAGACCAUACCGUAUGUAUCGGUGCAUUGUCAGAUAUGGUUACAAGGAUAUUCAGCGCGACGAUGGAAACUUUGAGGAUCUGAUUAUACAGAGUAUAGCAGAGUUUAUUCAGAUGGAAGCAGUUGAACCACAACUCUCGAGUUCUGAGAACACAUCACUUGAUGGGAGGAUGGCAGUUAUAAGCACGAGGACAGCUCAGUCAGGCUCAAGCUUGAUAGUAUCUGCCCAAGAGAGUUCUGGUUCUAGUAAUUCCAUUAAGAGUAGCAAAUCUUUAACCUUGCAGAGUCUACGAUCUGCUUAUGUUGAUGAGAACCCACGGUCAAAGACGCAUCAAGUCAGGUUUCAGCUGCCAUCAACACCUGGACUAAACCCGUCAGUUGGGGAAGAGCUUCUGGAUCUGAUACAGGCGAAGGAAGCUGGGGUUGCAUAUAUAAUGGGUCAUUCUUAUGUGAAGGCCAGGAGAUCAUCUUCUUUCUUAAAAAAGGUUGUUAUUGAUAUUGGAUAUUCAUUUCUUCGCAAGAAUUGCAGAGGGCCAUCAGUCGCACUUAAUAUUCCUCACAUCAGCCUUAUCGAAGUUGGCAUGAUAUACUAUGUCUAAACUGUUUGGCAACUGGAUGACAAUUUCUUUUACUCCUUGCUCCAAGUCCAUUAAAGUUUAAUUGGCUUGACGUUGAAAGGAAGUCGAUGUUCUACAGGUAUACAUUUGGGUCACAAAAUUCUGGAAGAUGAACUCAACUCUGGUGCAUGGUAGUAUUACUGUGAUAUGUAUAUAUUUUAAAUUAUGCCCUGUAUAUUAGUGAUGUGGAGAAUGAUUUAAAAGAUUUUAAUUAUCUUGA